Molecule: messenger RNA, 357 nt
Organism: Jatropha curcas
Lineage: Eukaryota; Viridiplantae; Streptophyta; Magnoliopsida; Malpighiales; Euphorbiaceae
Source: RefSeq, a predicted model, not a curated record
CUUGUUUUCUUCUCCUAAGGAUUUUUUUCUAUAUACUUGAGAUGUUUUAUGGAGAGCUUAAUUAAUAAAUUGGCCGAUUCUGCCGCAUUGGCCUUGAUGCCCUCAUUAAUACAACUCUUUCCAUCAUUUAUUGUAUUCAAGUGCAAAGAUUUCCGCCGCGAAAAAUAUGGCCUUGAAUGUGCUAUUUGCUCUGGCAGUUUGAGUUUUGAUGAUUUGCUUCGUCUUUUAACAGUUUGCUAUCACGUUUUUCACCAAGAAUGUAUCGGAUCUUUGGCCUUCGAAUCUCAUGUGAAAACAUGUCCAGUUUGUCUUAGCGAUCUUUAUUUGCCUAGAGAACUGUUUGGAAAAAGAUCAUAA